This is a messenger RNA of Closterium sp. Naga37s-1, 1272 nucleotides long. The record is from the annotation of a GenBank genome assembly. Lineage: Eukaryota; Viridiplantae; Streptophyta; Zygnematophyceae; Desmidiales; Closteriaceae.
AUGCCCAUGCGCCGGGUGAACAUGCACAUGCGCCGGGUGAACAUGCGCAUGCGCCAGGUGAACAUGCGCAUGCACCGGGUGAACAUGCGCAUGCGCCGGGUGAACAUGCGCAUGCGCCAGGUGAACAUGCGCAUGCGCCAGGUGAACAUGCACAUGCGCCGGGUGAACAUGCCCAUGCGCCGGGUGAACAUGCACAUGCGCCGGGUGAACAUGCGCAUGCGCCAGGUGAACAUGCGCAUGCGCCGGGUGAACAUGCGCAUGCGCCGGGUGAACAUGCGCAUGCGCCAGGUGAACAUGCGCAUGCGCCGGGUGAACAUGUGCAUGCAGUUCAACAGGCCAUCUCCGUGUGCUCUUCCUCACGCCCAGGGUUGUGAGCAGCUUCACCCACCUGGGCCAGCGGUUGAGGAGCGACGGGCGAGUGAGUGGUGUUCGCUCAUGCGACGUGCUGCUCCCCCGGCACUCCCUCCUGCCGUGGCACCGUGCGACCGAGCAGUGAUUGGUGGUGAGUGGCUUGGAGGGCGAGAGGGUGGGGGAAGGGGUGGGUGGAUGGGGGUUGCGGGGCCCCAAUCUCCUCCAACAGAACUCUCGCCAACCGCUGAACCUAAAAAUGGUGUGGCACGUGCGAGUGUGCGAGCGUGGGUGCGCGGAGAGAUUUGUUUGCGAAUCCAGCUUGCACUUGUUGGCACAUCGCACACAUUGCCUCUCCCUCUCAUUGCCUCUCCCUCUCAUUGCCUCUCCCUCUCAUUGCCUCUUCCUCUCAUUGCCUCUUCCUCUCAUUGCCUCUCCCUCUCAUUGCCUCUCCCUCUCAUUGCCUCUCCCUCUCAUUGCCUCUCCCUCUCAUUGCCUCUCCCUCUCAUUGCCUCUCCCUCUCAUUGCCUCUCCCUCUCAUUGCCUCUCCCUCUCAUUGCCUCUCCCUCUCAUUGCCUCUCCCUCUCAUUGCCUCUCCCUCUCAUUGCCUCUCCCUCUCAUUGCCUCUCCCUCUCAUUGCCUCUUCUCUCAUUGCCUCUUCUCUCAUUGCCUCUCCCUCUCAUUGCCUCUCCCUCGCAUUGCCUCUCCCUCGCAUUGCUUCCCUUACUCAUCACUCCCCCAUCCCCUUGCCUCUCCCAUUUAUUCCCUCUCAUUUUGGUGCAUGCCAUACAGGCCAUGCUGUGUGCGCCCUCCCCUGCAUCUGCUCACUCAUCCCCGCCUGCACCGCUGCUCACCCCGCCCGCUGCCGCACUCUCACAAGCCCUGUCGCCAACUCAAGCUGCACACAAGAUUAAAGGCGCAUGA